Penicillium canariense is the source of this 1398-nucleotide messenger RNA. Its product is annotated as sugar transporter. Bases 1 to 1398 code for a protein of 465 amino acids. Gene Ontology annotation, biological process: transmembrane transport. The transcript has 3 exons. The record is from RefSeq and is a predicted model, not a curated record. Lineage: Eukaryota; Fungi; Ascomycota; Eurotiomycetes; Eurotiales; Aspergillaceae. Gene Ontology annotation, molecular function: transmembrane transporter activity.
AUGGCCGACUCAGCCCCACCAGUAGUCCGCGGCUCAAGCCGGUCGACUUCUGUGAGUGGUGCAGGGGACCGGCCCAGCAACGGCGUGCUUGAUUCAGGUACUGAGAAAGACAUGGUUCCCUCGAUAGAAAAGCGUGAACUGAAAGAGCACGAUUGCUAUGAUAAGCUAGGAUAUUGUUGGCCACGAUGGAAGAAAUGGACUUACCUCGCCGCCGUUGCAUGUGUUCAAGUAUCCAUGAACUUCAAUACUUCUGUUUACCCAAAUGCAGUCAAGCCACUCUCGUCGGCCUUCGGCAUUGGUGAACAAGAAGCCCGCACCGGACAAAUGAUCUAUCUUGUUACCUAUUCUAUUGGAUGUGAGCUUUGGGCGCCUUGGAGUGAGGAGUUUGGCCGUUGGCCAAUCCUCCAGCUUUCCAUGUUCCUGAUCAAUAUCUGGCAAAUUCCAGCAGCCUUGGCUCCUAACUGGGGUACUAUCGUUGUCGCGCGCGGCUUGGGUGGAAUUUCUACCGCUGGUGGUAGUGUGACUCUCGGUCUUAUUGCAGACAUCUACGAGCGGGAGACACAACAGUUCCCCUUGGCCUUCAUCGUUCUGUCCUCCUGCAUUGGUACCAGCAUUGGUGGAGUUAUUGGAGGACCAAUCGAAAGAUACCUCGGAUGGCAGUGGUUCUUCUGGAUUCAACUCAUCUUUGGAGGUGUUGUACAAGCAAUCAUCUUCUUUAUGCCUGAGAGUCGUUCGACAAUUCUCAUCGACCGGGAAGCUAAGAGACGGCGUGAAACCGGAGAAGACCCGAAUGUGUAUGGGCCCAACGAACUGAAGAAGCCCCGUGUCUCACUCAAAGAAGCCGGUAUGAUUUGGAUUCGGCCUUUCCACAUGCUUCUCCGCGAGCCCAUCGUACUCUGCCUGUCUCUCCUAUCCGGAUUCUCCGACGCACUUAUCUUCACCUUCCUUGAGAGUUUCUCGCUCGUCUACGAGCAGGGGUGGGGUUUUGGUGUGCUCGGACAGGCGUGGGCCAUUAUUCCGAUCAAUCUUGCCUACUUCCUCGCCUAUCUUUCUUAUAUCCCCUGGUUCUUACGGGACGGUGCUAUCCGCGAAGCCAAGGGUGAUGACGCUCUUCCACCUGAGCGCCGCCUGAAGUGGCUCCUAUUCCUUGCACCGUUUGAACCGAUUGGCUUGUUUGGGUUUGCGUGGACGUCUCUGGGACAAAAGUACGGAGUGCAUUGGAUUGGGUCCAUGGUGUUUUCUACCAUGGUUGGUAUUGCCAACUACGCGAUCUAUCUAUCUUCGGUCGACUACAUGAUUGCCUCCUACGGCCCAUACUCCGCAGUGUGGUGGCAACGCCUUCGCCCGAGAUCUCCUUGCUGGUAUAUCGGCCAUGUACGCAACGCCGAUGUACAAUAA